UUGCUUUGCAUAUUAAAACAAAGAAAAAUAAGUAAAAAUGGCUUCUGUUUUAUCAUGCAUUUGCAUGGUUUUUACAAUGUUAAUAGUGAUGAUUUUCUCAAGCCAAGCUCAGCUUUCUUCAAACUUUUAUGAUAGUUCAUGUCCUUCGGCUUUAAGUACUAUCCGAGGAGCUGUUAGUACAGCUGUCUCCGGCGAGCCGAGAAUGGCUGCUUCGCUUAUUCGACUUCAUUUCCAUGAUUGCUUUGUUCAAGGAUGUGACGGGUCCGUGUUGCUAGACGAUACAGCAACCAUAACCGGCGAGAAAACUGCACGAAACAAUGCGAAUUCUAUCAGAGGAUUUAAUGUUAUUGACAAUAUAAAGUCUCAACUAGAAAGCAUAUGUCCUGGAAUCGUUUCAUGCGCUGACAUUGUUGCUGUAGCUGCUCGCGAUGCUUCUGUGGCUGCUACUGGACCAUCAUGGACAGUGAACCUCGGAAGAAGAGACUCGACCACAGCAAGUCGAAGCUUGGCUGAUAGCAACCUUCCUGCCUUUACAGAUAGCUUGAGCAGUCUCACUUCUUUGUUCAGUACCAAGGGAUUGAGUCAAAGAGAUAUGGUCGCCCUUUCAGGAGCACAUACAAUAGGGCAAGCACAAUGUGUGACAUUUCGUGGUAGGAUAUACAACAAUGCAAGUGAUAUCGAAGCUGGCUUCGCUGCGGCUAGAAGAAGUCAGUGUCCAGCAGCCAGUGGCAGUGGAGACAGCAAUCUCGCACCUUUAGAUUUGGUGACACCCAACACUUUUGACAACAACUACUACAGAAAUCUUAUCAGCAAGAGAGGUCUUCUUCAAUCAGAUCAGGUACUUUUCAGUGGUGGAGCUACCGACACCAUUGUUAACCAGUACAACAGAGACUCUAAAGUUUUCAGAGCUGAUUUUGCAUCUGCCAUCGUUAAGAUGGGAAAUAUAAGUCCCUUAACCGGUUCCCAAGGACAGAUACGAAGGGUUUGCAAUCUGGUUAACUAAUUUACCAAUUUUCACUUGUCCGGAUAAACAAUACUAAAUAUCUAAAUGUUCCGUGUUUGUAAUAAACAAUGGAUGAAUGGCUAAGCAAGAUUCAUACCAUUUUUAUUUAAUAUUUUUUUAGUUUCUAUAUGUGUGUUCAUGUAAUUCAUCAUUUGAUGGACCUUUAAAAAGAAAUUACAUGCGAUCUUGGUAAUUAA
Messenger RNA from Mercurialis annua (annual mercury), 1200 nucleotides. Its product is annotated as lignin-forming anionic peroxidase-like. Gene Ontology annotation, biological process: response to oxidative stress; hydrogen peroxide catabolic process. Gene Ontology annotation, molecular function: heme binding; peroxidase activity. The transcript has 4 exons. NCBI's taxonomy places the organism in Eukaryota, Viridiplantae, Streptophyta, Magnoliopsida, Malpighiales, Euphorbiaceae. Bases 38 to 1003 code for a protein of 321 amino acids. The record is from RefSeq and is a predicted model, not a curated record.